This is a messenger RNA of Gossypium raimondii (Peruvian cotton), 2094 nucleotides long. Its product is annotated as clathrin coat assembly protein AP180. Bases 22 to 2094 code for a protein of 690 amino acids. NCBI's taxonomy places the organism in Eukaryota, Viridiplantae, Streptophyta, Magnoliopsida, Malvales, Malvaceae. Gene Ontology annotation, molecular function: phosphatidylinositol-4,5-bisphosphate binding; SNARE binding; 1-phosphatidylinositol binding. Gene Ontology annotation, biological process: clathrin coat assembly; clathrin-dependent endocytosis; vesicle budding from membrane. The transcript has a single exon. The record is from RefSeq and is a predicted model, not a curated record. Gene Ontology annotation, cellular component: clathrin-coated pit; clathrin-coated vesicle.
UUUCCUUUUCAAGUUUCAGCAAUGCCAAGCAGGUUAAAGAGGGCGAUUGGUGCAGUGAAAGACCAAACAAGCAUCAGCUUAGCCAAGAUCGUCAACACCAAUUCAUCGAAUCUCGAUGUGGCGGUUCUCAAGGCGACGACACGCGAUCUUGAGCCUGUUAACGAGCGUUACGUGAAUGAUAUCCUCGUUAUGAUCUCGUCUAAUAAGCUCCAUGCCGCGAUUUGUGCUAAUGCCAUUGCGAAAAGGAUUGGAAAAACGAAGAACUGGGUCGUUGCUCUUAAAUCUUUAAUGAUUGUUCUUCGGAUUUUUCAAAAUGGUGACCCGUUUUUCCCUCAAGAAGUACUGCACGCUAGGAACCGUGGAGCUAAGAUCUUGAACCUCACCACUUUCAAUGACUAUUCACAGUCAAGCCCUUAUGAUUACACUGCUUUUGUUAGAUCGUUUGCUUUUUACCUUGACCAGCGAUUGGAUUGCUUGGUGACGGGGAAGUUUCAGCGACGGGUUGCGAACAAAACGACGGGAAUUGGCCGGAAGGGGAGCCGUCGAGUUAACCCACAAUACGUUCGAGAAAUGAAGCCACCGAUGUUACUCGAUAGGAUUUCGUAUUGGCAACGGUUACUUGAUCGAGCCAUUGCGACUAAACCAACCGGUGCAGCCAAGAACAACCGGUUGGUUCAAGUUUCGGUUCUCGCCGUUGUUCGGGAAAGUUUCGAUCUUUAUCGGGAUAUCUCCGAUGGACUCGGUUUGCUCUUGGAUAGUUUCUUCCAUUUACAGCAUCAAUCAUGCAUCAAUGCGUUUCAAUAUUGUGUUAAAGCUGCACAACAAUUCGAAGAGCUUGCUUUGUUUUAUGAUUAUUGUAAAGAUCUUGAUAUUGGGAAAAUCUAUGAGUAUCCGAGUGUUCAAAAGAUAUCCGAAGAGUUAAUGGAUACGUUACGAGAGUUCUUGAAAGAUCAAGCUUCGUUUCCGUCUUAUAAAUCGCCUCGUUCCACCGAUGAUACUAAAGAAUCUCAACGCAGUUCAAAAUGCACAUCGUUGGAGGAUUUGAUGUAUCAAACGGAUUGCGACGAAGCGAUAAGUAAAUCGCCGGGGCAUUAUUCGAAGGUGGACGAAGAACAAUGCCUUGAAAAGGAAGAUAUGUAUAAUGUUCAUGAAACUGGUUCCAACCAUUCUUUACCUAUUGAUCACGAGACUAGUGUGACUAUCGAUUUUGUAUCGUUCGACGAUUGGUUGACGGGUGAUAAUAAAUUGGUGGAGUUACGAACUUCAUCAAAAGCGAACUCCACUAAUGGUGGUGAUUUCUGGUUUGAUAACCGAGUUCAACAAGAUCAUAAACAAGAACAAUGGUCUAAAAAUGGUGCUAACGGUCUCUCUCCUUUUGGCAAAUGGAUCGAAGAAGAUCAUGGCAAAGAUGGAGCCGAGGGUGAUUCAUUUGUCGAUAACUGGAUACAAGGAACCCAACAACACGAACAAGUUGUUCGUGGUGUAGCCGAGGGGCAUUCGUAUUUCGAUGAAUUACAUGCCUCUCGAUUUGUAGGCAACGGCCACUCCUUGUUGAUCGCGGAUGACUGGCUUCGGGAAAAUAAAAAGGAACCCGAAGAACAACAGCCGAAUUCGAGCAAUGAUGGUUACAAGACAGGAUGGGAGCUUGUGUUAGCUGAAGCAACACCACAACCUGCACAAGGUUCUCAACAUUAUUUAGCCUGUGGCAUUAAGCCCGAUAUGGCAAUUGAUUUAUUUGAUCAUAAACAAAUAGUACCUCAACGCACAUACAAUCCAUUUCUCGAAGGCGAAACCGAUGUUGCAACCGCCGCUACCAUUGCCACUAUGGCUUUUCCCGACAAGUUCUUAAUGGCACCACCAAUUUUCUUUGCUAACGAAAUGGCCCGACCGACAUUUCAGGCAAUGUCGACUACUCUUUUCGAUGAUCCGAACGUGUAUGACCCUUUCGCACCGUGGCCUAAUAUGAAAGUUAAUAACAAUGAUUGUUUUAAUGGGGAAGAUGAACAGCAAAAUCUGAUACAUCAACAAGAACUGUGGUUGCAGAACCAAAACAUGAUUAUUGCAAGGCAUAUUGUUUCAUCUAAUCUUGAAUAA